GAAGAUGGAGCAGUUUGUCUUCGAUGGACUCUCCAAUCACCGUUCGACUUCGAACGAAGUCAACAACAACGCGUGCCUUAUGACAACUCAUGGUCACCGAGUCGCUUUAUUAGUAAAUUAUCCUCAGGCUAACCUUAACUCUUUUUCACUGAGAGACGCAGUUGGUAGACAAAUAGACAUCGUGCGCAAUCUUCACAAACGAUGGACCCCAAUCAUACGGUGGGCACUGAAGCAAGAUAUGAGUGGCUAUACGAAGUUGGCCUCCGAUGAACUCCACAAAAAAGCAGAUGACAUGCAAAGCUGGGUCAGGUUGAUGCAUCGCUAUGCCAACCUCGCAAUUGCUGCGGAUGCAGUCAAAAUGACAACCGAAAAAAAACAGUUGAUGCAUCGCUAUGCCAACCUCGCAAUUGCUGCGGAUGCAGUCAAAAUGACAACCGAAAAAAAACAGGUGUAUGUGCACCUUUAG
Messenger RNA from Eimeria acervulina, 466 nucleotides. RefSeq lists its product as hypothetical. The annotation marks the transcript as partial. The record is from RefSeq and is a predicted model, not a curated record. The transcript is spliced from 7 exons. Lineage: Eukaryota; Apicomplexa; Conoidasida; Eucoccidiorida; Eimeriidae.